AUGCGUGCUGUCCGCUCAACAUUCCUCACUCUAGGCCUCUCAGUCUUGACAGCUGCCUCCGACGAAGACGUGGUUUCAUUCCCCGCCAUAGGAGAAGUCGAUGUCGUUUUCCCUCGUCAAGACACCUACGCUGCGGAGGCGCCAUUCCCUGUUAUCUUCGGCCUUCAGAACGCCCCUGUUUUGACCACCUUCAGCGACUUUCUACCGGACACGGAACCCUAUUACUUCCUCAAUACCAGCCAGGCCAUCGCCGAUGCUGAUGAAGAUCAGUUCCAGUACUGGCGCAGUGAAGAGGACUCUUGCAUCCUCAAGUGGGAUUUCCGAUGGACUACCGUCUGUGAACCUCGAUCCGACGGCAGCGUUCUCUUGAAGAACAACCAAUUUGAGCGUUCAGGGAAUGUAUCUUUCAAUCUUCGUCCAGGCGCGAAGACUGCUCGCAAGGCCAUCGCCGAGUACGACGGCUGUGCUAUUGGAGGCACUGCGAUAAAGCUUGAGCGGAACCAUACUGUUGGGUGCCCUAUUCUUGCCAAUGAUGCGUCGCCAAAGCCCAAGCCUUGCGAUUUGUACGUAAAAAGGGCCCGGAGCAGCCUUGCAGCCGCUGUUGUGAAGCCGACGACGAGCUUGACGGAGUUUCCCAGCAAAACGACGGAUUUGGGUGUGAGGACUACGGGUACGGGCUCUGAUAGUAGCUCAGAACCAUCAAGUACUGAAGAGGCUUCAGGCAGUGGCAACAGUAGCAAAGGAGAUGAUGGCAAUGGUGCAUAUAGGCAAAGCUUUGGUAUCACUGUGAUUUUAACAUUGAUUACGGCCAGUGUAUUGCUUAAAUCAGUCCUAUAG
This is a messenger RNA of Fusarium sp. VM40, 837 nucleotides long. The record is from the annotation of a GenBank genome assembly. NCBI's taxonomy places the organism in Eukaryota, Fungi, Ascomycota, Sordariomycetes, Hypocreales, Nectriaceae.